CUCCCGCCAUUUUGCAGUUGCCCCGGGAGCCGCCGCCGCCGCCGCCGCCAUGUCGCUGCUUUGCUGGAUUUCGAACGAGGUGCCGGAACAUCCGUGCGUGUCUCCGGUCUCCAACCACGUGUUCGAGCGGCGGCUGAUCGAGAAGUACAUUGUGGAGAAUGGAACCGAUCCCAUCAACGGGCAGCCCCUGUCUGAGGACCAACUCAUCGACAUCAAAGCGAGCCACCCCAUCAGACCGAAGCCUCCGUCAGCGACCAGCAUCCCAGCAAUCCUCAAAGCUCUGCAGGACGAGUGGGAUGCCGUGAUGUUGCACAGCUUCACUCUCCGACAGCAGCUGCAGACCACCCGCCAGGAGCUAUCUCAUGCCCUAUACCAACACGAUGCUGCCUGCAGAGUCAUAGCACGUCUCACCAAGGAGGUGACCGCAGCUCGAGAAGCUCUGGCCACGCUGAAGCCCCAGGCUGGUUUGGCCGUGCCCCAAGCAGCACCAGUUACUCCUGCUGCAGCUCCUGGUGCUGGGGAGCCGAUGGACGUGGGCGAACAGGUCGGAAUGACGCCGGAGAUCAUACAGAAGCUCCAAGACAAGGCCACGGUGCUGACGACGGAGCGUAAGAAGAGAGGCAAGACCGUCCCCGAGGAGCUGGUGAGAGGCGAAGAUCUCAGCAAGUACCGCCAGGUGGCUUCCCACGUGGGUCUGCACAGCGCCAGCGUCCCGGGCAUCCUGGCCCUCGACCUUUGCCCCUCGGACACUGCCAAAGUGCUUACAGGCGGAGCCGACAAGAACGUGGUGGUGUUCGACAAGAACUCCGAGCAGAUCCUGGCCACGCUGAAGGGUCACGGCAGGAAGGUGACCAACGUAGUCUACCAUCCCAGCGAGAACAUUGUCUUCUCAGCCUCCCCCGACACGACAAUCCGGAUCUGGUCAGUGUCCAGUGCGUCCUGUGUGCAGGUGGUCAGGGCUCAUGAGGGCUCAGUGACCGGCCUGAGUCUCCACGCCACCGGCGAUUACCUGCUCAGCGCGUCCGAUGAUCAGUAUUGGGCCUUCUCUGAUAUCCGUACAGGCCGUGUUCUCACGAAGGUGACGGACGAAGCUGCUGGCUGUGCCCUGACCUGUGCCCAGUUCCAUCCCGAUGGCCUCAUCUUUGGCACCGGCACCAUUGACUCACAGAUCAAGAUCUGGGACCUGAAGGAACGGACAAAUGUGGCCAACUUCCCCGGUCACUCGGGCCCCAUCACCAGCAUCGCCUUCUCCGAGAACGGCUACUACCUGGCCACGGCUGCUGACGACUCCCAGGUCAAACUCUGGGACUUACGCAAGCUCAAGAACUUCAAGACCAUCCAACUGGAUGACCAUUACGAGGUGAAAUGUUUGACCUUUGACCAGAGCGGCACUUACCUGGCUGUGGCCGGUACAGAUAUCCGAGUGUACGUGUGUAAGCAGUGGGCCGAGGUGUUGCACUUCACAGAGCACAGUGCGCAGACCACGGGCGUGGCAUUUGGUGAACAUUCUCGCUUCCUCGCUUCCAGCAGCAUGGAUCGGAGCCUGAAACUCUACAGCCAGUAGGCGCAGUGUUUCCAUGGUAACCUGCUACCAUGGACACUUCUCUUCGUCGGUGACCCCGAGACCCUUCCCGUGACCCUGAGACCUUUCCCCUCCCGUAACCCACAGCCCCUUCCCCCUCCUGUGACCCCCCUCCCCGGCCUCUUCCCCCUCCCGUAACCUCCAGCCCCCUCUAGUAGCCCUCAGACUCUCUUCCCCCCUCUCAUUCCGGUAAAGCCAAGACCGUCUGUCCCUCCCUCCCUCCCUCUCCCCAUUUCUGUGCAGUCCUCCUUUGUCCAGCACAGCUGGCUCUGGCAUCUUGGCUGGAUUCCCCCCACUCCCCAGGACCCAGGUGCCAGCCUUUUGUCCCACCCUUCCCCCCCCCCCCCCGCCCAGCAGUUGGGAGAGGGCGAGUAGGUGUUGAGAGUCUGAGGGACAGGGCCACAGUCAGGUAGACAGCCAUGAACACACACACACACACACACACACACACACACAAACCUGGACUAUCCCCUGUCCCUCCUGAACCCUCCAACCCCUCGAGAGCAGCUCCAUGGACACACACGCACACACAAACACACGCACACACUGGUGCACACACAGACACACGCACGCACGCGCACAGUCACACACACACAUAUUCAUGCAAAUAUAAGCACACUUCUGCACAGACGCAUGCACACACUUUCACAUGUAUACACAUACUUUCACACGUGUACACACUUUCACGUGUAUACGCGCACUCUCACACGCAUAUGCACACACUUUCACACAUAUACGCAUGCACACUGUCUGUCUCGCACAUACUUUGUCUCUCACACACACACACACACAUACAAACACUAUCUGUCUCUCAUCCACACACUUUCACACACACACAUUCUCUCUCACUCUCUCUCUCCCCCCCCCCCACACACACACACACACACACACACACUCUCACUCUCUCUCUCUCUCUCUCUCUCCCUCCCUCACACACACACACACACACACUCCCCAUCUCUCUCUCCCCCUUACACACACACACACACACACACACACACAGUCCCUCACCCCCAUCCCCAGCCCAGCUUGUACCCAGUACACCUUCCCUGCCUCUGGCGAUUGUGUGUGACCUCCCCUCCCCACCCCACGGCCACUGACCCCCUCCCUUUAGUGGGAGGGCGUUGGUGAAAUCCCUGCGUCCUGCUGUAACUGGGUAACAGGAGGGAGGGGAGGGGAGGGGGAAGUGAGCGAGGCUGACCAAUCGGUAUUGAGCCCGUUGACGAGAUGCCCCUGUGUGGUGGGGGGGUGGGGGGCUGAGGUUCCUGAGAGUGGGGAUCUAGCUGCCAAGUCCCCCUCGAUGAGUGUUGAUGAAAUCAUUUCCAAAGUACUGUGAAGGCCGUGUGUGUUCGUGUUUUCUAAAAAUAAAAUGGCGAAACGCCCCGUGA
This is a messenger RNA of Hemiscyllium ocellatum (epaulette shark), 2970 nucleotides long. It is a transcript of the gene prpf19, whose product is annotated as pre-mRNA processing factor 19. Lineage: Eukaryota; Metazoa; Chordata; Chondrichthyes; Orectolobiformes; Hemiscylliidae. Gene Ontology annotation, molecular function: protein binding; ubiquitin protein ligase activity. Bases 50 to 1564 code for a protein of 504 amino acids. Gene Ontology annotation, biological process: protein ubiquitination; DNA repair; mRNA splicing, via spliceosome. Gene Ontology annotation, cellular component: cytoplasm; Prp19 complex; U2-type catalytic step 1 spliceosome. The transcript is spliced from 16 exons. The record is from RefSeq and is a predicted model, not a curated record.